AUGAAGGUGUCGGGCACCCUGAGGGUGUACAAAGUUGUUGGGCGAUGCCUUCCUACUCCUAAAUGUCCAACACCACCCCUGUGUCGGAUGCGUAUCUUUGCUCCUAAUCAUGUUGUUGCCAAGUCCCGUUUCUGGUACUCUGUGUCUCAGCUGAAGAUGAUGAAGUCUUCUAGGGAAAUUGCGUACUGUGGACAGGUAUGUGAAAAGUCCCCUUUGCGGGUGAAAAACUUUGGUAUCUGGCUACACUAUGAUUCUCGUAGUGGAACCCACAACAUGUACAGGGAAUACAGAGACUUGACAACUGCUGGUGCUGUUACACAGUGCUACCGUGAUAUGGGUGCCCGCCAUCGUGCUUGUUCUCACUCUAUUCAGAUCAUGAAGGUUGAGGCGAUUGCUGCUAGCAAGUGCCGUAGACCUGCAGUCAAGCAAUGCCAUGUUUCAAAAAUCAAGUUCUCUCUGCCACACAGAGUUCUGCGUCGUCAGCACAAACCGUGCUUCACCACCAAGAGACCAAAUACAUUCUUCUAA
Molecule: messenger RNA, 528 nt
Organism: Mauremys reevesii (Reeves's turtle)
Lineage: Eukaryota; Metazoa; Chordata; Testudines; Geoemydidae
Product: 60S ribosomal protein L18a-like
Exons: 1
Coding region: 1-528 (175 amino acids)
Biological process (GO): translation
Cellular component (GO): ribosome; cytosolic large ribosomal subunit
Molecular function (GO): structural constituent of ribosome
Source: RefSeq, a predicted model, not a curated record